CUCCACAAAGAUAGCUCACCGUCUUCUGUUGCUCCUUUCUUGUUUUUUUAUUAUUUAUUUUGAUAAAUACAGUUGGGGGAAAUUUCUUUUAUUAAUAAAUUUCUGUCUCAUCUCUCUGCUUACUCUCUCCACUCCCACUCUCUCUCUCUCUCUAUUCUCGCUGUUCGUCUGUUCGGAAUUUUCGUUUCUCUCUGAGAUCUUCCCUUCUACUUCAUCUCUAGUAGGAUUUUUUGGAAAGUAGUUUGACUACAGGAAACCAUGGCUGCAGUACUCGAAUCGGUUACAGUUCCUCGAUCAUCAAGGUUUACUGCGUCUCUGUAUUCAUCGACGAAGGCAUCGUCGGUUCUUGCUUUCUGUAGUGGACAGAGAUUUGUUUCUUUACCUGAAUUCAGAGGCUUGAAGUUCCACUCCAGUCCUUUGAGUCGUACAUCUCGUCCAUCUGCUUCAGUAAGCUCAAGGAACGCGGCGAAUUCUACCAGAGGAAGGCGGAUUGUCUCCGAGUCUCAGGAGACAGCUCUUGAUGUUCCAGCUGUGACUGAAGAAACAUGGAAGUCUCUUGUCCUCGACUCUGAUCUCCCUGUGCUGGUUGAGUUCUGGGCCUCAUGGUGUGGACCAUGCCGCAUGAUCCACCCAAUAAUUGGGGAACUAUCGAAGGAAUAUGCUGGAAAGAUGAAAUGCUAUAAAUUGAACACUGAUGACUGCCCUCCGGUGGCUACCCAAUAUGGCAUUCGAAGCAUUCCAACCAUCAUGAUCUUUAAGGAUGGUGAGAAGAAAGACACGGUUAUUGGUGCUGUGCCUAAAAGCACUCUGACUGCCAGCAUUGAGAAAUUCUUGUAGAGAAAGUAAGCUCACGAUUAAUGUCCUGUUUCUAGUAAUGUCUGAUGAGCUCUUUAAGCUUUUGAUGUGGCACGUUUGGAUAUAUGUACUGCCUGGUAAGUCUUUAGCAUGAUGUGUAUAGUUGGAGGCUGCAGUUAUCUUUGUUUUUAUCAUACAAAACAUGUCUCCUACAUACUUUAGACACAUUUUAGUCUCUCUUUCUGGAAAUUUGAUGUGGGUGAAAAA
This is a messenger RNA of Macadamia integrifolia, 1062 nucleotides long. RefSeq names its product thioredoxin 1-like. Gene Ontology annotation, molecular function: oxidoreductase activity, acting on a sulfur group of donors, disulfide as acceptor; protein-disulfide reductase activity. The record is from RefSeq and is a predicted model, not a curated record. The transcript has 2 exons. Gene Ontology annotation, cellular component: cytoplasm. Bases 259 to 837 code for a protein of 192 amino acids. NCBI's taxonomy places the organism in Eukaryota, Viridiplantae, Streptophyta, Magnoliopsida, Proteales, Proteaceae.